Molecule: messenger RNA, 264 nt
Organism: Paracoccidioides brasiliensis Pb18
Exons: 3
Coding region: 1-264 (87 amino acids)
Source: RefSeq, a predicted model, not a curated record
AUGGGAGGUGGCCCCAAAAUUCGCUAUCCCAAGCAUGUCUGGUCGCCGGCUGGUGGCUGGUACUCACAACCGGCAAACUGGAAAACCAAUACCGCGAUAGUCGGCGUAGUCAUGUUUGGCAUUACUGCUAUGGCCUUUAAAUUUUCCGCAGAUAGAGAAUACCGGACCAAAUUUCCAGAACAAGGCAGAUUCUUUCCGAGUCGGUGGUGGAGCAGACAACUUGUGGAACACGAAAAGAAAUUGGCUACGGGAGACAAGUCAUGA